AUGUCUUCCAACUUGGUACCACUGUUCCAGUCGCUAGACCUCAUGCUGGGAAGCUCACAAAAAAGAAGAGCAAAAAGAGUGGUACAUCCAGGAGUUAGUAGCUCCCUAGCGUCACCAGUAUCCCCACUCCCUCCAGCGGUUAGCUCUCCCGGAUACCCAUAUCCCAAUCAGCAACAAUAUCCACAACAAUCACCACAAAUUGCUCAGCAAUAUCCACAACUGGUACCACAACAGUUACCACAACAAUAUCCACAACUGGUACCAAAACAAGAAGCUCAAAAUGAUUCGGUACCGUCGAUACAAGAGACACGGUACCAAAGCCAAAAGGAGUUUGACACUCCUGAUGCAGAGGGCAACUACAAAUCGUUCUUGACGUUUUCCAACACAGUGCCACCUGAAGUUGGUACCCAGUACCACGUAACUGACCAAGGAACUGCAUCACCAAAGUUUAUUAGAUCAUCCAUGUAUUAUAUCCCAGAAUCUGAAAAGUUGCGAAUGGCUACAAAAUUACCAGUCUCAAUCACCGUACACCCAUUUGCUCCUCAAUUACAGAGUGAAGAGCCCAUUGCUACUGUUGAACUAAUGCAGAAUGACCCAAUUGUCUCUAGCAGCAUCAAUGAGAGUGAUGAUGACGCGUUGGAUAAAGGUCCUCUUCGAUGCCAUAGAUGUAGAACAUACAUUAACCCCUCAAUCAAUUUCACUCCAAACCAAAAAUUUAUAUGUAAUAUAUGUCAAUUUGCAAACAACACGGUACCACAAGAGUACUAUUCACCAUUGGACACUAGAGGUUUUAGAAUGGACAAGUUUGUCAAACCCGAAUUGCACAAGAGUGUCUACGACUUGAAGGUACCCAAAGAAUACAAUUUCAAUUCCAAAGAUCCUCAACCAAUGCACAUGGUAUUUCUAGUUGAUAUUUCUGAAAACAGUGUUAAGCAGAAUUUACCCACUUUAGUGGCUGAAUCUAUAAGAUCCAUGUUGAAUAAUAGCGCCGUAACAGCAGCAGCAGCUGCUGCUGCUGCAUUUGCAUCAGGCGAAAAAGAAGAAGUGGGAGAAGUGGGAGAAGCACAAAAGGAAGGCGAAGAAGGUUUGCCAUUUAAAAUCGCCAUUAUUGCAUUUGACAAAAGGAUUCAUUUCUUCAAUCUUUCACCAACACUUGAAAGGACCCAAGUGUCAAUUCUUUCCGAUUUGGAUGAUCCUUUUGUCCCCUUUAAUGAUGGGUUGUUUGUUUCACCAGAGGAAAGUCAAUUUGUCAUUGAAGAUGCAUUAAACUACUUGGAACAAGUUGGUAAUAAUCAGGCUCUCGAUAUGGAACCCGCCUUUGCCGCCGCUGUGAAAACUGCUGGGUUAUGUCUUGAGAUGCAUGGAGGAGGUAAGAUCAUCUCUGCAUUAUCAAGCCUUCCAUCAUGGGGCCCUGGAGGACUCAAAUACAAGGAUAAUAGAGCCGUUGGAAGAACACCAUCACCUGAGGUGGAAAAGAAGUUGUUUCUUCCCGAUAGUGACUACUGGAAAGCAAUGACUAAACAUUUUAUACAACAAAGUGUCGGUAUGGACCUUUUCAUUGCCUCGCAUACCUCCGUUGAUCUCUCCAAUGUUGGUCACUUGGUCUCUGCAACUGGUGGUGAGAUUUCAAGGUGGACAAACCUCAAUUAUGAAAGAGAUGGCAGAUUGUUUACAGAGAAAUUCAAAAGGUCUGUUUUCAAAACCACUGGAUAUCAAGCUCAACUCAAGCUUAGAUGCUCAAAUGGUUUGCAAAUUGCACAAUAUUAUGGAACUUCUUCUUCCUUAUCAGAAACCAAUUUGGGUGGCUCUGUGCAAGAUCCUGUUAUCCCAAUAUUGUCGGAAGAUCAAACUUUCACAGUUCUCCUUUCGUAUGAUGGACUUUUAAGUAAAAAAUUGGAUUGCCAUUUUCAAGCAGCCCUUUUGUAUACUGAUGCACAUGGUGUGAGAAAAGUCAGGGUCAUUAAUUUGGUCCUUGCAGUAACUUCGAGGUUGGAAGAUGUAUUUUACUUUACUGAUGAAAACGCCAUCAUUACGACUUUGGUAAGAGACACGUUAUCCUUUAUCGGCAAGCAAACAUUGAAUGAACUAAGGGAGAGUCUCAAUACCAAAUUAGGAGAUGUAUUCACGCAGUAUAGAGCAAUGAAUGAAUAUGGCCACAAUAGAGCGCGCACGCUCACCAACAAGCUUUUGUUCCCAGAUGCUUUAAAAAACUUACCACUUCAUAUCUUGAGCUUUCUCAAGACUCAUGCAAUUCGCGCCUCAACGGGGCUCAGUGCUGAUUCGCGUUUAGCUGAAGCAUUCAAUAUGUUGACUAUGCCAUUGGAAAAACUUUCAUACCAUUUAUACCCUGCAUUAGUUGAACUUCAUUCACUUACUGAAGAAGACGGAACAGUUGACGAAACUACUGGAUACACAUUACUUCCUCGAUACAAAGACUUGACAGCAUCGAGCUUGGACCGUGGAGUAUACAUUCUUUGUGAUGGAUUUAGAACUUGGGUCUAUGUUGAUCCAGAUGCUAACAUAAUGUUGAUUAAAGACGUAUUUGGAGAUCAAAUUGAGUCAAUUGAAGAACUUGACCCCUUAAUCGACGAGCUUCCCGAAUUACCGUCUGAAAUCUCCCAACAAGCGCGCAAUAUAGUGCAUUUUUUUAAUAAAAAUAUUGUUGGAAUAGACUCUUUUAACGUCCAAAUUGUGCGAAAGGGAAUUGAUGCUUCAGAACAUCAGUUUAGAGAGUACUUACGUGACGAUAGUUUUGGUGGUGCUGGAGGUGCUGGUACUGGCGGAGGCGCACUAAGGGCAACAAAUGGCUUAAGCUACGCCGAGUAUCUUACAAACCUCCACAAAGCGAUACGAGUUCUUUUGGAUUCAGACAAAGCUGCAAAUAACAUCAGACAGUCGAUAUCUAGUGUUGAACAUGACACUGAUACCUUGGCGCAAAGGUUCAUCAAUUUUUAA
Messenger RNA from Lodderomyces elongisporus, 2955 nucleotides. RefSeq lists its product as uncharacterized. Gene Ontology annotation, molecular function: zinc ion binding; SNARE binding. The transcript has a single exon. The record is from RefSeq and is a predicted model, not a curated record. Bases 1 to 2955 code for a protein of 984 amino acids. Gene Ontology annotation, biological process: intracellular protein transport; endoplasmic reticulum to Golgi vesicle-mediated transport; COPII-coated vesicle cargo loading. Gene Ontology annotation, cellular component: endoplasmic reticulum exit site; COPII vesicle coat. NCBI's taxonomy places the organism in Eukaryota, Fungi, Ascomycota, Pichiomycetes, Serinales, Debaryomycetaceae.